Messenger RNA from Cynara cardunculus var. scolymus (artichoke), 735 nucleotides. Its product is annotated as monothiol glutaredoxin-S2-like. NCBI's taxonomy places the organism in Eukaryota, Viridiplantae, Streptophyta, Magnoliopsida, Asterales, Asteraceae. The coding region runs from base 71 to 379 and encodes 102 amino acids. The transcript has a single exon. The record is from RefSeq and is a predicted model, not a curated record.
AAACCCCAUAAUCCUUUCAAUCGUCUUAUACAUACCUUUCUGUAAACAAAUUUCAAAUUCAAUCUCUAAAAUGGAUAUGAUCACAAGAAUGGUGUCGGAGAGACCCGUGGUGAUAUUCAGUAGGAGUACGUGUUCUAUGAGUCACACUGUAAAGUCUCUCCUUUUGGAGUUUGGAGUAAACUCAUCCAUCUAUGAGCUAGAUGAGAUCCCCAAAGGCCGCGAAAUUGAGCAAGCCCUUUUGAGGCUUGGACGGAACCCUAUAAUCCCGGCCGUGUUCAUAGGAGGUGAAUUUGUUGGUGGAGCCACAGAGAUUAUUAGCCUUCACCUUCAACGGUCACUACAACCGAUGCUCAAAAAUGCAGGAGCUCUGUGGGUGUGAGCAUGGCUUUACUAAUAGUCCACAAGCGCUAAAUGAACUUUAGUCGCAUAGAUAUUAAGUUGGUCAUUUCAUCGCGUCAAGUUGAGUUAACAAUGAAGGCUUGUGGAGUUUUGAAACACACCGCACACGCAUAUAUAUAUAUAUAUAUAUAUAUAUAUAUAUAUAUAGUCGUAUACAUGAGAAAUCAAUCCUUCGGUUUCUUUGUAUUUUGGUUUCCCUUUUUUUCCUUUUAACUACUAGAGCUCUAUAGUUCAUCAAAUAUCCUCAAACUGUACCUGAUUAGCUCUAUACAUUUUGAGGCAAGUUCUUUUUUCGGAAUAACAAACCACACUACUUGAUUAAUGACACUUACAUGC